Molecule: messenger RNA, 4811 nt
Organism: Dalotia coriaria
Lineage: Eukaryota; Metazoa; Arthropoda; Insecta; Coleoptera; Staphylinidae
Gene: Mkp3
Product: Mitogen-activated protein kinase phosphatase 3
Exons: 5
Coding region: 511-1851 (446 amino acids)
Biological process (GO): protein dephosphorylation; negative regulation of MAPK cascade
Cellular component (GO): cytosol; cytoplasm
Molecular function (GO): protein tyrosine/threonine phosphatase activity; MAP kinase tyrosine/serine/threonine phosphatase activity; MAP kinase tyrosine phosphatase activity
Source: RefSeq, a predicted model, not a curated record
GCCGAGCCAGUUCAUUCGGAGGUUUGGUGCGGUGGAGGUGCGAGAGCGGAUAGACGGACAGAGUGCAAGCGCCAGCAACGCCAGCAACGCCAAACACAGCAAACAACUACGGAAAUCAGUGAUCGUGUGCACCACAAAUGCAAACAUUCAUCAGCGUGGUACGUACGCGUAAGAAAAUGAGACCGUCGUCUCAGUGACUCCGGAUAUGGUGCGGUGAUAUCAACACACGACACCCGCUCGUCGCUUUAAUUCGCACUCUCAUUAACCUAGGUCCAAAACGGGUGUGUGCGUGCGUGUGGAUUCUCUUACUCGAUUCGCGAACGAUGAUUAGCUGCUGGCCGUGCUGGUGCAGUAGUUCGAAGGCGUGCGAGGUGCGCAGUGGGGUGGCGUAAACAAAGUUAGAAACAAACAACAGUCGGACGGUUGCCAGUGGCAACGCGGCGCGCGUGUGCGAUUGUUUUUCCGGAUUCUCCUCGCUGUGUGCUGGUCGUCGCAUCUCUCACAUCCACCAUGCCGAUGACGGCCGACUACGACUUCGUCUCGAAGGAAUGGCUGCUGGACGAACUGCGACGCGACUCGAACGCCAAGCGGCUGGUGAUACUCGACUGCCGCAGCAGCAAUGAAUACAGCGAGUUGCACAUCCGCGACGCCGUCAACUUCUCGAUACCGUCGAUUAUGCUGCGGCGGCUGGCUGCGGGCAAGAUUGAACUGGCGUCGACGAUCAAGUGCCGCGAGCUCAAGGCGAAGAUCUGCAGUACGUACAAGGAGAACACCUUCGUGUUGUACAAUGACUGCUGCACGGUGCAGCAGCAUCUCGCCGACUCCAUCGUCAGCGUGCUGCUGCGCCGCCUCAGUCAAGAUGGAUGCCAUGUCGUGUGUCUAGAAGAUGGUUUUAGCCGCUUUCGGGCAACGUUUCCGGAGUGGUGCGAUACGAGUCUUGAGGUGGAGAGUGGUGGCGGCGGAGGCGGCGAUCAGCAGCCGGGUGGCAUCGUCGUGGAACCACUGCCGCUGAUGGGACUUCGAUCGCUGCGCAUCUCGGCGUGCUCUUUGUCGCGCGGCGGGCUCUCUUCUACGGCGAACAGCUCCACUGAGAGCUCAGACACGGACGAUCGAUGCGACAGUUCGUUAGGCAUGGAGGACGACAAAGAGUUUCCAGUCCAGAUCCUGCCGCACCUGUAUUUGGGCAACGCUGCUAAUAGCGAGGAUAGUCAGGCUCUCGCACGGCAUAACAUCGAGUAUGUGUUGAACGUAACGCCCGACCUGCCCAACGUCUUCCAGGAUGUGGGCAACAUCAAAUACAUGCAGAUACCCAUCGCCGACGAUUGGUCUAAUCUCGCCAGCUAUUUUCCCAAAGCCUUUUCGUUCAUCGAUGAAGCAAGAAACAAUCAGAAAGGCGUUUUGGUGCAUUGCCUCGCCGGGAUAAGUCGCUCGGUGACCAUCACCGUCGCCUACCUGAUGUACAAAUGCUCGCUGAACCUGAACGACGCUUUCAACGUGGUCCGGGCGUGCAAGUCAAACAUCGCGCCCAACUUCCAUUUCCUGCGGCAGUUGCACAAUUUCGAGAAGGAGCUGAAGCUGGAUGUGUCCUCACAGUCGCCGGCGCCGUUGAUGGAGCAGAUUGAGGCGAUGCGCGCCGAGCAGGCGCUGCUCAAGCGAAUGGUACCUCCUGGAGGUGGUGGUGGACGGCCGGGUGCGCGUCGCAAGUGCCCCAACUGUGGGCUGCGCGAUGCUUGCUGCAAAUGCGGACAGCAUCCGGACUUCCUCAGCCCGCUGGCGCAGAUCGGCGUUAGUCCCGAUUCGGGUAUUGAGUUUGACCGUUGGGCGUCCAGCAGUACCACCCCGGCGGAAUGAGACAACCCGGGGAGGUCGCAGUGGCAUUUUUAAGCGCGAGCGCCGAGCCCUGUUGUCUCCCCAACAUCGUCAAUCCACUCUCCCACCCACCCCCCAACCUAUCAUAUUCUUCGCUUUCAUUUGUAUGACAUUUUGUAUUUAUUCAGUUACCAACAUUCGAAGUUUUUACGGUGAACACUUCCAACUUUUGUCCAACUUUAUGUGUGUAUAGGCAACCAAAUCACACACCCGCUGAUUUAGCUAUACUUAUCUUAAAUCGUAAUUUUAGUUUGGUACGUCGUAAUGUUUGUUAUGUCGUUGUGUUCAAUAUUAAGUUGUAUUAUUUUUUUGUUUUUGGGAAACUUGCAAUGAAAUCGAUUGGUACACCUUGUACAGCACAUGUACAUCGUAAGCAUACAUUUUACAUGCCAGUAUUAUUUCAUCUAGAUUGUAUCUUUUUUAAAAUUAACUAUAAUUACUAAUUGAUGUGUAAAGAAAUUGUUAAUUUGUCAUAGUCUAUGCUUAACGCAAACGCAAAUGAUACAAGGAGUAAUGUAACAAUCAAUUUUUACUUUUUCACACACCGAAUGCUGAUAGUUUGGUAGCUAUAUCUGACAUAACCUAAACUAACUUCCCAGAUACAGGUAGACUCAACCAUCUGAACGAGCGUGUUAGCUAGCGAAUGACAGGAGUAGUCGAAACGACCGCAAAAAGCCUUAAACAACCAAUGAAAACCUUGAAUUUAUAGCUAUGUUCAACUUAAUAUUGCAUCAUUGUUUCUUGUAUCCACACGUAAACGAGUUGUGACCGAGUGCGAUCUCCAUUCAAAUCUUGUAAACGGCCGUCAUUUUGUGUAUAACCUAUACCUAUACGCCCGCACUCCGGAUAAAACGAUGCAACAACGUCUUACCUAAGUCGUAUCGCACACAAUUUGUAACUUUAGAUACUGCAUACAUGUGUUGUGAGUUCUCUUAAGAAUUCUUAGGACGAACGAAAUGCUAUCUAUACGAAAGAUCACUGUUGAAUGUUGAACAUGAACACGACAAGCUGCAAACAUAGGUUAUUUUGUCACCACGUAGAAUAGCAAUAACGUUUUAGAGCUGUCAAAACGUCGAAAACGAUCAUAAACACAAAGUCAUUAUUGUUUACGAUAGUAGAAAUUCUAGUAUUAUUAGUAUUCGAUGAAAUCAACAUUAGACUUAGAUGAGAUUUUCGUUUUUGAUGUUUUUAAAAGUAGACACUUUCAUUCUGUAUCGAUUGUGCGAGAAUAAUGAGUUGUGCAAGACUCAUAUCAAGAGAAGAUUUCAGAGAUAAAGGAGUAUAUAAAAGCGUAAAAACUAAAAUGAAACUAUGAGAAAAUAUAAUUACGAUAUAGAUGAUAACAAAGGAUAUUUUGUAAAGACUGUUUUAUAGAUGGGAUAUAUGUGUGUAACAUUCACCUGACUUAAGUAUAUUAUCACUUAUCACGCCGAAGGGUGUGAACAUAACAUAGGCAAGCGAUAUAUUGAUAUUGAUAAACGAUUAAAUUAAUGAAUAUGAUAUAGAAGAUGAUGUAAAAACGAUACAUACACGAUGAUUAAUGUUUGUUAAAUUUAGGCAUUUGAAGAGUAACUCAAUCGCCAUCGUGAGAGGAUAUUUUAUUGAAAUUAUUGCAUUUAUUACGAAGUUAUAGACGACAUUAUUGAUAUGAACGCUGAGAUAAUAUUAUCAAAUGUUACAAUCAUGUGAAAAUGAUUUCUAUUUAAGUUGUUCGAGUCAAGUGCGCGUACUUUUGACGGGGCAGAUGAGGCAUCGAACGAAUCGAUGCGAGUUAUCGAAUAUAUUAUUCUUCCAUUCUACAUUGUACAUGUUUAGCUAAGUGAACUAACAGUUACGUUAAAAUUAGUUCUUUUUAUUUGCCAUAGAUUUGAUGUUGUAUUUUACGAAGAGGCACGGACGAGAUGAAGAAAUAAUGAAAUAUAUAUAUAUAUAUAAAGAAUAAGUAAUACUUGUAUAUUUUUUGUAUUAAUCGAUGUAAUUUGUGUUUGUAUUUAUUUCGUGCCAUUUUCUAUUGAUGUCAAAAUUGAAUAUUUCUUCAAUAUGUAUUAAUUACAGUUUCAAUGUUUUGAUUCUCUGUUUUUGUUUCUGAUAAAAUAUAGGCAACUUUGUUAACAUUUCCUAGAAAAUAAUCGUCAGAGCACGAAAAUAAAAUGAGAAAUUGUAAUGAUUUUUGACGAUGUGCGGAAUAACUGAAUAAGGAGAGAAACUAACAUAUACUAUAAUGAAUGUUAUUCAUAAUUGUUAUGAACUUUUUGCACAAAAGACAUAUACUCUAUAUGAAUUUAGUACAUACACAAUAUUGAUAAAUACGCUAACGAAAAAAAGAUCCGCUGGAAAACAAUAACAACACAAAAAACUAGACAUGUUGUAGUUGAGGCAAGAAAUUUACUAUAACAGUGUGAAUGUCAACCGCAAAACGCAGUCAACUAAUUUAACAAACAAAGAAAUAAUUUAAAUUCUGUUAAAUCAUCAGUAAUAUUAAUUUUCAAAUUGUAGUUUGACCGCUGUGAGUAAAUUAAAGUCAACACGGCGUGUUUUGUUUAUAACCUAAAACAAAACAGUAUUUUGUGUUUAUCUUUGAUUUGUUUCUUGUCGUUACCGGCUAUUUCUAUAAAUUAAUUGUGCGGUACUAAUGAAUACAUAACGUGAUGAGGCAAAAACUAAAGGUAAUAACUAAUAUCUUAAUUAUAACCAGUUUAAAAACAUAAAUGAAUCACUAGUAUGCUUCCAAACAUCAGAAGCAAAAUAUUGAAUAUGUAAACAUGAAUUUUUGGUGUACACACAUGCGGCGAGGCAGGAAGUUGUCGCAUAAUCAUUAAACUGAAAACAAGGAUUCUUUGUAACUCUUAAAGAAAAGCAAACUUUUAUUAAGCUGUUAUUGAUGUUAUUUUAUAUAUGUCAAUUUAAAGUAUAAAAUACAUAUUCUAUCUUAAUUCUUUUCA